Molecule: messenger RNA, 1044 nt
Organism: Mandrillus leucophaeus (drill)
Lineage: Eukaryota; Metazoa; Chordata; Mammalia; Primates; Cercopithecidae
Gene: DEPDC4
Product: DEP domain containing 4
Source: RefSeq, a predicted model, not a curated record
AUGGUGCCGGAGGAGGAGCCAGCACGCGAGCUUAUGGCGGUUCUUUUGACUCCGCGGUUCCGUAGACUUGGCAGUCAGAACGAGCUUCCGGGCCCAGGGCUGAACGGGCCAAGUUCCAUGAACCGUAAAGGUGGCUUCUGCCGGAAAAGGAGGACAUGAGUUCGUCUUUGCCAAGUUCUAACGAAUCACAAAGUAUUUGAACCAGUAGGAAUGAAGAAGCUUUUCAAAAAAGAAAAGGAAUUGGAAUUUGAAGAUUCCAAAAGUCUCUACACGUUUCUAGGCAAUAAAUCAUCUUACAAUUGUUGCAAAAGACAAAAGGAUGCUGAGAAUGAGUUCAAUGAUGAAAUAAAACCAAAAGAAACCUUGAAACCAGAAUAUGAAAUGAUUUCAAAUCCUCUAGCACAAGAGAUUGGUGAGGAAAGAAUUGAGGAACUUAUUCAUACAAUAAAUGGGAAUCCAGCUUUAUGUCCAAAUAUCACAGUUCAGAAACCUUUUCUCCGGCUUUCAAAAGGAGGAGUUUUCUUCUACAGAGCAAUUACAUCAGGUAAGACAGAUGUUUGGAAAGAACAAACAUUAUUAUGUCUUCUUUGAUCGAUUCACCUUCCAUUCUUGGACAAUAUUUUGGAGCCUCCAGUUAAAACACAAAAUCUUCUAUUAAACAAAGAGGAAAAUCUUGUUACCGCUAAUACUUGCCUAGACAGAGAACUUAUUCCAAGUUUAUGUCUACUGAAUAAGUGACCGUUGAUCAAUAACUAGCUUAAUGCAGCAAUUGAAUGCUUGGAGUAUUUCCCUGACCAGUUAGUAGUUAUAAAGCAGUUACUGCAAAACGGAAAUGAAGAGACAAGAUUGAACAGUCAGAAGAUACUCUUUGAUGUCAUAGCAAAAUACUAUGCUCAAGAGAGAGAUUGCCUAUUAACUGAUGAGUAUUUUGAUAUUCAUUCAGGAAUUAUUGAACUUUUAGAAAAUGAGAAAAGGGCAGAAGCACUUGAAGCAAUACAACUAUAUCUAAGAUUGCUGUUGCCGAACAUUAGAGAAGAAUUAUGA